UUUAUUGCAUUUGGCGCCCUUUGGCCCCGCAGUGGGUUUGUGGCCCUUGAGCUCUUCAGCGCACCGGGAUCAGGACAGCAGUGGGAGUCGGGAGCUCAGAAACAAAACAUCUGCUGGUUUUCACAGUGAAGGAGUACUGAUAACUGCACUAGUCAUAAUGGUGCUCUUCUGCGCGGAUCUGCUGUGUUGCUGCUGCUGCUGUUCUCUGGCCGUUCUGGCGCUCGUCGCUGCGGUCUGGCUCUUCAGAGACCUCCGUCAGAUCAGCGGCAUCCACGAGAAACACGUCCUGGUGACGGGCUGCGAUAGCGGCUUCGGACUGCUCGCGGCGCGGCAGCUCGACCGGCGGGGGUUUCACGUGAUCGCCGCGUGUCUCACGGAACCUGGUGCCUCCAGACUGCGCGCGGCGGCCUCCCCCAGACUCAAGACGCUUCUGCUCAAUGUUACCGACAGCGCGAGCGUGGAGAGUGCGCUGGAGCGCGUGCGCAGCGAGACCGGGGAGAGAGGUCUGUGGGGUUUGGUGAACAACGCUGGCAUCUCGGUCCCCAUCGGCCCCAUGGAAUGGAUGCAGCUGGAGGACUUUAAGAAGGUUCUGGACGUAAACCUCAUCGGUUUUAUCGAGGUGACUCUGAAGUGUCUUCCUCUGCUGAAGAAGGCUCGUGGUCGGGUGGUGAACGUGGCCAGCAUACUGGGCAGAGUCUCACUCAUCGGGGGAGGAUAUUGUCUCACUAAAUAUGGUGUGGAGGCCUUCUCUGAUAGCUUGAGGAGAGAUAUGAUGCACUUUGGAGUGAAGGUAAGUAUCAUUGAACCAGGCUUCUUCAAAACACAAGUAACAGAUUUGAGCCUCAUUGAAGAUGAUCUGAAGAAACGGUGGAGCAACCUCCCAGCAGAGGUCAGGAGAGCCUAUGGAGACUCAUACCUGCAGGACUAUAUAAAGUUGCAGGAGUUAUCCAUGAAGACUCUGGCCAGCAGUGAUCUUUCUAAAGUGACGUCAUGUAUGCAGCAUGCUCUUUCAGCGCGUUAUCCCCGAACACGCUACAGUGCAGGCUGGGACGCCAAGUUCCUCUGGAUUCCCCUCUCGUACCUGCCGACAUGUAUAGCAGACAUCUUCACCAACAAUUUAAUGCCUUCCACGAAGGAGAGCUGAAUAUCUCUACAAAGAUUUGCUGAAAACACCACUGCAGCUCAACUUAUCUGAUUUGUGAAGUUUUGUCUUUGAAACUGUGAUUGCUGUAUGCAACAAUGAUCACCCAGCCCUGCAUUAUGAAAACAAUUCUGCUGAUUUGCCAAAAAAA
This is a messenger RNA of Sinocyclocheilus anshuiensis, 1292 nucleotides long. RefSeq names its product retinol dehydrogenase 1 (gene rdh1). Gene Ontology annotation, molecular function: oxidoreductase activity. The record is from RefSeq and is a predicted model, not a curated record. Lineage: Eukaryota; Metazoa; Chordata; Actinopteri; Cypriniformes; Cyprinidae. The transcript is spliced from 5 exons. Gene Ontology annotation, biological process: steroid metabolic process. Gene Ontology annotation, cellular component: intracellular membrane-bounded organelle. The coding region runs from base 158 to 1144 and encodes 328 amino acids.